AUGGGUGUCACCCUUUGGCUUGUCCCGCCGCAACGAGAUGCGGAGCGCCUGCGGCGAAUUAUGCGUAUACGUCCGAGCUCGAAGCCGCUCACUAGCGACGCGUCGUACCCUGAUUUCGAUCCCCACAUAACGCUACUGGCCCUUCCAGCAGACUCAGAGAUCACCUUAGAUGCUCUGCGGGACGCCAUCCCCGGUGACCAAAAAUCCCUUGCCAUCGGAUUCAACGCCGUUGAGACCAGUGACCAUUUUUUCAGAUCGGCCCUUAUCACGAUCAUACCGACGGCCGAACUGUUUGCUUUGCAUGGGCACGUUCACGCAUCGUUGAAGCUCGAUCCGCGUACCCCGAUGUUUCCUCAUGUUUCUUUAUGUUAUAUUACGGACGAUGACGCCCAACGUGGUGAACGGGACAGAUACUUACAUGAACUCGAGACUCAGGGAAGAAUCAAGCGCGAGGUCGGAUCGCCACGAGUUAGCUUGGACUGUAGCGAGGAAGGUGAUCAGGACUGGAUGGACGGGUUCAGUGCCUGCGAGGUCUGGGUCGCGGAAUGUAACGGUCCUGUGGCAAGUUGGAAGAUAUUAGACAAGAUCCCGUUAGCGUAA
Molecule: messenger RNA, 600 nt
Organism: Pleurotus ostreatus (oyster mushroom)
Lineage: Eukaryota; Fungi; Basidiomycota; Agaricomycetes; Agaricales; Pleurotaceae
Exons: 2
Coding region: 1-600 (199 amino acids)
Biological process (GO): cyclic nucleotide metabolic process
Molecular function (GO): 2',3'-cyclic-nucleotide 3'-phosphodiesterase activity
Source: RefSeq, a predicted model, not a curated record